AUGGACGAGAAAUCACCCUACGCCACCGGCUCCGACGCGGCGUCGGGAGAGGCGAGGGAAUGCGCGCCGCCGCCGCCGCCGCCGACGGAGACGCUGCCGUCGUCGCAGAGCCCGCCCCCCGACGGCGGCCUCGUCGCCUGGCUUCACGUCCUCGGCGGCUUCAUGCUCUUCUUCAACUCGUGGGGUCUGCUCAACACGUUUGGCGUCUACCAGACGCACUACGAGUCGGGCGCCAUGUUCCGCCGCUCCUCGUCGGACAUCUCCUGGAUCGGCGCCGUCCAGGCCUACCUCGUCUUCAUGGUCGGCCUCUUCGCCGGGCCCAUCUACGACCGGGGAUACUUCAAGGCCCUCAUCAUCUUCGGCUCCUUCGCCAUCACCUUUGGCCACAUGAUGCUGAGCCUCUGCGCCGCCUACUGGCAGGUGCUGCUCGCCCAGGGCUUCGUCGUCGGCAUCGGCGCCGGCUGCCUCUUCGUCCCCUGCGCCUCCAUCAUGCCGACCUACUUCCGCGCCCGCCUCGGCCUCGCCAUGGGGCUCGCCUCGGCCGGCUCCUCCUUUGGCGGCGUCAUCUACCCCAUCGUCCUGUCCCGCCUCAUGGAGCGGCUCGGCUUCGCCUGGGCCGUCCGCGUCAUCGGCUUCGUCGCCCUCGGCACCCUCGCCGUGCCCGUCGCCGUCAUGCGCAUGCGCUUCAAGGCGCCCAAGGUGAGGUCGCUCCUCGACGCCUCGGCCCUCACCGACCGGCCCUACCUGCUCUUCGUCGUUGCCACUCUCGUCGGCUUCGUCGGCCUCAACGUCGCCAUCUUCUACAUCUCCUUCUACCCCUUCAACCUCGGCUUGGCCGACAAGAACCUGUCCUUUUACAUGGUCGCCGUCUUCAACGCCGCCUCGACCCUCGGCCGCAUCGUGCCCAACGCCGUCUCGGACAAGGUCGGCCCUUUUAAUAUCAUCGCCCCCUGCGCCGUCCUCUCCGGCGUCGUCCUCUUCUGCAUGACGGCCGUGCGCACCCUCGCCGACGACAUCGUCCUCACCCUCCUCGUCGGCUUCUUCAGCGGCGUCUUCAUCGCCAUGCCGCCCGUCUGCUUCGCCGCCCUGACGCCCGACCGCUCCAAGCUCGGCACGCGCGUCGGCAUGGGCUUCGGCAUCGUCAUCGCCGUCUCCAUGCUCAUCGGGGGCCCCGUCGGCGGCGCCGUCCUGGGCACCACGGAGCCCCUCAACUGGACCGGCUGCUGGGUCUACGCCGGCGCCUUCACCAUGGUCUCGGGCUUCAUGUACGCGGCCAUCCGCGUCAUGCGAUCCGGCUACGGGCUCAUGGUCAAGGGAUAG
This is a messenger RNA of Drechmeria coniospora, 1320 nucleotides long. RefSeq lists its product as uncharacterized. Gene Ontology annotation, cellular component: fungal-type vacuole membrane. Lineage: Eukaryota; Fungi; Ascomycota; Sordariomycetes; Hypocreales; Ophiocordycipitaceae. Gene Ontology annotation, biological process: transmembrane transport. The transcript has a single exon. Bases 1 to 1320 code for a protein of 439 amino acids. The record is from RefSeq and is a predicted model, not a curated record. Gene Ontology annotation, molecular function: transmembrane transporter activity.